Messenger RNA from Malania oleifera, 2121 nucleotides. Its product is annotated as 1-aminocyclopropane-1-carboxylate synthase-like. Lineage: Eukaryota; Viridiplantae; Streptophyta; Magnoliopsida; Santalales; Ximeniaceae. The record is from RefSeq and is a predicted model, not a curated record. Gene Ontology annotation, molecular function: pyridoxal phosphate binding; transaminase activity. Gene Ontology annotation, biological process: biosynthetic process; amino acid metabolic process. The transcript has 4 exons. The coding region runs from base 338 to 1795 and encodes 485 amino acids.
GAAGAAGUUUCAUGUACAGACUGCAGGGGGACCUUCUUGCACCGAACUUUCUUCUCAGUGGAAUCAAACCCUUAAAUUCUUGGCCACAACUAUAAAUUAAGCGGAAGUUGCUAUAAAUAAAUCAGUGAACUCUGUGUUUUUUUAAUUCAUUUUCUUCGCAACUGCAUUCCGCAAGCAAUUGGUAUAAAUCAGAGACCAGUCAAUAUUCUUUCAGCCAUCACCACUUCUUAAUUCUUUUCUCUCUAUAAAAGGAACAGAGUCUACCCACAUCGAUCCAGAGAAAAACAUAUUCAGAUCGAGAUCGGAGGUUGCUUAACUGUGAGAGGGCAGAAUCACUAUGGGGUUCAAUAAUUUCAGUAACCAGGAACAGAGCUUGUUGUCCAAGAUCGCGACAGGCAACGGGCACGGCGAAGGCUCUGCUUACUUUGAUGGGUGGAAGGCUUAUGAAAAUAACCCAUUUCAUGUUUCCGGGAAUCCCCACGGCGUCAUCCAGAUGGGGUUGGCUGAAAAUCAGCUUUGCUUUGAUUUGAUUGAAGAUUGGAUUAUGAAGAACCCAGGAGCCUCCAUCUGCACGGCAGAAGGAGUAAAUGAGUUCAAGGACAUAGCUAUUUUUCAGGAUUAUCAUGGGCUACCAGAGUUCAGAAAUGCUGUGGCAAAUCUCAUGGGGAAAGUGAGAGGGAACAGAGUAAGAUUUGAUGCAGAGCGCGUAGUUAUGAGCGGGGGAGCCACUGGAGCUCAUGAGAUGAUUGCGUUCUGUCUGGCUGAUCCUGGCGAUGCUUUUCUUGUUCCUACUCCUUAUUAUCCUGGAUUUGAUCGGGAUUUGAGAUGGCGAACUGGGGUGCAACUCCUUCCCGUUGUCUGUGAAAGCUCUAACAAUUUCAGAAUCACCAAAGCUGCAUUGGAAGCAGCCUAUGAGGAAGCCAAAGCAGCCAACAUCAAUGUGAAGGGCUUGCUCAUUACCAACCCAUCAAACCCACUAGGCACGAUCUUGGACAGAGACACACUGAGAACCCUAGUGAGCUUCGUCAAUGACAAGAGCAUCCACCUUGUGUGUGAUGAAAUCUAUGCUGCCACUGUCUUCAGCCAGCCUGCUUUCAUUAGCAUCUCUGAGGUUGUGCAAACCAUGGACUGCAACCUCAACCUCAUCCACAUUGUCUAUAGCCUCUCCAAGGACAUGGGGUUCCCCGGCUUUCGCGUUGGCAUUGUCUAUUCCUACAACGAUGCCGUGGUGAGCUGCGCUCGAAAGAUGUCGAGCUUCGGACUAGUCUCCACGCAAACUCAGCGCCUUAUCGCAUCGAUGCUAUCGGACAACGAGUUUGUCAACCAGUUCAUUACCGAGAGUGCUAAGAGGCUAGCAGUGAGGUAUAAGGUUUUCGUCCACGGCCUUGCCCAAGUUGGCAUUGGUUGUCUGAAGAGCAAUGCCGGUCUUUUUCUUUGGAUGGACUUGCGGCCGCUCCUCAAGGAGGCCACCGUGGAGGCCGAGACCCAACUAUGGCAUGUCAUCAUUGAUGAAGUGAAGCUCAACGUUUCGCCAGGUUCAUCAUUUCAUUGCUCCGAGCCGGGCUGGUUUAGAGUCUGCUUCGCCAACAUGGAUGAUGAGACCGUGCAAAUUGCGCUGCGGAGGAUUCGAAGCUUUGUGCUUCAGUCCAAGGAGACAGAGACGAAGAAGACAUCGAAGCGAUGCCGAGAAAAGAAUCUUCAGCUCAGCUUGUCGUUUCGAAGAUUGGAGGAUGCAAGGAUUAUGUCCCCUCACUCUCCUAUUCCUCAAUCUCCCCUGGUUCGGGCCAGGACUUGAGCAGACCAAGAUCAUUAUUAAUAUAUCAAACAUAAUGAUCAUGGAAUUAAGGCUGAUUCAUAUUUUUUAUUUUUAUUUUUUUUGCUGAAUUCAGUUUAUGACUAGGCAAAAGCGUGACAAUAUUUAGACACUUUAAAAGUGUACUUUUUUAUGAUUAGCAGCAUUUGGAAGUGUAAUCAACACUCUAUCAUGUAGUGGUCUGGUCUGUAGUGGUCCAUUAAUUAAUUUGGUGGACAUGUUUUGCAUCCUGUAGGAUGUUAUGGGUCCAGACACAACCUGUGUUUUAUUCUUUGGGCUAAAGAAUAUAUAUAUAUAUUUUCUUUGAA